GUGAAAGAUCAGUUCUUAUACACUUAAGUGGGGGGGGGGGGUCGUUAAACAUUUAAGCCAAACAUGGGGACUCUGAGCAAUAGGGGUGUCACUGAGAGUGUUGGAGAUGGAUAGAAGGGAUUUAUUAUAAUCCACAGGUCAUCUGCCCUAGGUCUGUAAUGCAUCACUCCUUCUGAUACUAUGCCUGAGUGGAUUACUAGUGUUCACUACUUCACUCUCACUACUAAGGUCCACUCUGAAUUUCACUUUCAACGUGGUUUUCCAGUUCAGUGUUACGGAAUGUCUCAUAGGGGGAACAUCACUGGAUUUAAGAGACCUUAGUGUUGUACUAAAAUGGAUAUUGGGCCUUUUGGGGAAUGGACAGCGUUUGAGGGAUAGUGGAUUGUGGGAUCUGCUGGAGAAGGCAUCUUGCAAUGCUCCGGCAGCUUUACCAGAUUCACAGUUCACUGCAUGAGUGGGCAUCAACCUAUCUGACAACCCCAGUCCUCACAGAAGCCAAGUUCCCCUCCCCUCCGCAUGGAGCCUGGCUGCUGUGGUUCCUGCUGGCAUCCCUAAGUGUGCCCUGUGCAGCUAGAUCUACUUCUACUGUGUUCAAGGUAGGGGUGGUAGGACCGUGGAAAUGUGACCCUCUGUUUGCUAAGGCACUGCCCCAGACGGCAGCGCAGCUAGCUGUGGAGAGGAUCAACAAUGACCCCUCACUGUCCCUGGGCACCACCUUCGAGUACGUCAUCAUUGACGAGGACUGCCAGACAUCCAUGGCACUCAAGGGUUUCUUAGGUCACUACUCACGGGCUAAUGCCUUCCUGGGCCCUGUCAACCCUGGCUACUGUGAUGCAGCGUCUUUACUGGCCAACAACUGGAACAAGGCCCUGUUCUCUUGGACCUGUGUGAACUACGAGCUGGACGACCGAAGUAGGCACCUUACUUUCGCCCGCACGGUGCCCUCGCCCACCUGGGUGCUGCUCAGCCUGGUGAGACACUUCCGCUGGGCACACAUAGGGAUCAUCUCCUCGGCUGAGGAUGUGUGGGUGGACACAGGCAGCAAGGUCGCUGACGCUCUGCGGAGCUACGGCCUCCCUGUCACCACCGUGGUCUCCACAGACAAGGACCCUGCCAGCAUACGACAGGCUCUGACUAGGGUCAAGAGGGCAGAAAACAUCCGCAUGGUGAUCCUCUGCAUGCACUCUGUGCUGAUUGGAGGACACAUCCAGAGGUUGCUGUUGGAGACUGCUCUGGACAUGCACCUGACGGACGGUUCCCUGGUGUUCAUCCCCUACGACACACUGCUCUACAGCCUGCCCUACAGGGAUGUCCGCUACCCAGCCCUCAUCAACAACGGCAAGCUGCGAAGAGCAUACGAUGCUGUCCUGACCGUCACCAUGGACUCAGAGGAGAACUCAUUCUACAAGGCCUACCAGAAGACUGUGAAUGUUGGGGGGGUUCCCAGACACAUUAAGCUCCACCAGAUUUCUCCUCUGUUUGGUACCAUCUACAGCUCGAUCCUCUUCAUGGCUAACGCUCUGCAGAAUGUUCGUGAUGCUGGGGAGUGGAGGUCUGGAGCCAACCUGGUGCGCCACUCCAGGAACAUGGCUUUCUAUGGUUUCAGCCAGCGUGUCCGCACCAAUGGCUCCGGGGCCAGCUUGUUGAAGUAUGUGGUGCUGGACACAGAUGGGCAGUCCUGGCCUCUGCUGCCCACCCACUGUGUGGACCUGGAGGCUGGGAUGGUGAUGUCUCUAGGCCGCAGCAUCCACUUCCCAGGGGGGGUCCAGCCCAGCCCAGACUCUAGCUGCUGGUUCAUUCCAGGCACCUUAUGCACAGGAGGAGGAGUGGAUCCAUUCCAUCUAAUCAUAGUCUUCCUGUGUAUCCUUCUGACCAGUAUCUUCUCAAGUGGACUCUACUACUGUAUAAGGAGGCGUAUCAACCAGAUCAGUUUAGUCAGAGGUCCUGGCAAGAUCAUGCUAACCCUGGAAGAUGUGAUCUUCAUCAACCCCUCACUCAGUAAUAAGAAGCUAAGUUUAGAUGAGAGCAAAGUGGGUGAUAUGAGUAGGAAACCCUCAGAUACGGAUCGUCAGAGCCUCUCUACUCCCUUCUCUGACUCCACCGUCACCCCGGCAACCUAUGCAAACUCCAACAUAGCCAUCUUUGAGGGAGACUGGGCUUGGAUGAAAAGACUCCCGUCUGGAAACUUUAAAGCCAUAACUCCCCAGACCAGUGACGUCUUUGAGUUGAUGAAGGACAUACGACACGAGAACGUCAACCUCUUCUUGGGGUUUUUCCUUGACUGUGGUGUUUUCGGCAUCAUGACAGAGUAUUGCUCACGUAGCAGCUUGCAGGACUUGCUAAGCAAUACUGACGUUAAGCUGGACUGGAUGUUUAAGACCUCCCUGUUAUUGGACCUUAUCAAGGGCAUGAAGUACCUCCACCACCGAGGUGUUUGUCACGGACGACUCAAGUCUCGGAACUGCGUAGUGGAUGGCCGCUUUGUGCUCAAGCUCACAGACUACGGCUACAACAAGAUUUUGAUGGCACAAAGGUUCUCAUACGAAGAUCCCUCCGCAGAAGAGCUGCUGUGGACGGCCCCUGAGAUCCUACGGGGCCCUCACCCAGGGCUGUGCGGCACCCAGCUAGGGGACGUCUACAGCUUCGCCAUCAUCAUGCAGGAGGUGGUGCUGCGGGGACCUCCCUUCUGUAUGCUGGACCUGUCUGCUGAAGAUGUCAUCCAGAAGGUGAGGAAUCCUCCACCACUGUGCCGCCCUGUGGUGUCACCAGACCACGCCCCCCUGGAGUGUAUCCAGCUGAUGAAACAGUGCUGGAACGAACAGGCAGAUAGGCGGCCGCACUUCAAUGACAUCUUUGACCAGUUUAAGAACAUCAACAAAGGGAGGAAGACCAACAUCAUAGACUCCAUGCUGCGGAUGCUGGAGCAGUACUCCUCUAACCUGGAGGAGCUGAUCAGAGAGAGGACUGAGGAGCUGGAGAUAGAGAAACUGAAGACUGAGAAACUACUCACUCAGAUGCUGCCUCCAUCUGUUGCAGACGUCCUGAAGGUUGGCGGUACCGUGGAACCGGAGCAUUUUGAAAAUGUAACACUUUACUUCAGCGACAUAGUAGGUUUUACCACAAUCUCUGCCAACAGCGAGCCUAUCGAAGUGGUGGACCUCCUCAAUGACCUAUAUACUCUAUUUGACGCCAUCAUUGGCAAUCAUGAUGUAUACAAGGUGGAGACAAUAGGAGAUGCAUACAUGGUGGCGUCCGGCCUACCUGUUCCCAAUGGAAACCGUCAUGCUGCAGAGAUAUCCAGCAUGGCCCUGGACAUCCUGAGUGCUGUUGGCACCUUCAAGAUGAGACACAUGCCGGAUGUACCUGUUCGCAUACGCAUUGGACUGCACUCAGGCCCGUGUGUUGCUGGGGUGGUAGGCCUCACCAUGCCCAGGUAUUGUCUGUUUGGUGACACAGUCAACACUGCCUCCAGGAUGGAAUCCACAGGAAUGCCAUACCGAAUCCAUUUGAGCCAUAGCACAGCAAAGAUCCUGGUGGAUCUGAGAGAAGGCUACCAGGUUCAACUUCGUGGAAAGACAGAGCUCAAGGGGAAAGGAAUGGAGGAGACCUACUGGCUGGUUGGAAGGGACAGUUUCACCAAACCGCUGCCUGUGCCACCUGAGCUUAAGUCAGGGCAAAUGGCUCAUGGCUUGCAGAUGGAAGAGAUCAACCGACACAAGCGGAAGAAAGCGGAACAACAACAACUUGCCAAGAAGAAUAAAUGAUGUAGAGUUCUGCAUGAAAAAUGUAUAGCAUUACAAGGUGUUCAUGACUAGAGUAGUAUCUCAGUGGGAUACUCAGUACUUACACUGAUUGCCUUUUUACUCUUCCUGGAUUUUUUCUGCUGAGGAUCUUGCUAACAGCUGACUAACAUUGUGUUCUUUCAAACUUAAACGGAGCGCAAGUGGGACUCUCUCUUCAGCAAUGACAGUUCAAUGGGAAAAAGGCCACAGGCUUUAUGAACUGAUGUCCCACAUCCUUCUUGCUGUUUUUCAGAACGAAGACAGCGAAGGAGUUAAAGCAUCUCCUGCAGAAAGCGGUGAGGAGGCUCUUUACUGUGCGGACAGUGACUCUGACUCUGGCAGCAGGUUUGGACGAGGACAAUGUGAUGAUGCAUCAUCACUGAAAUGGUUCUUUGCAAGAAACACCUCUAGUGAAACCUGGAUACUCUCUCUCCACGUGUGUUUGCCAUUUUGACAAUCAAGGACUUUUUUUCCCAGCCAUGGCUCGAUACUCUUCCUAUAGAAAUGAGAGUUUGAAAAGUCAUUGCCACAGACCAUAGCAUGUUGUGCAUGAGCAGGAAAGGGACAAAGGUAUAUGUAAAGCUAUGAGCCGCUACUAAGCAAUGGAAGUUUUUAGAAAUAGACAAUGCCUCAUUAGGACAUGGUGAGUUGGCAUUACCGUACACCAUACAGUUGGCAUCAGUGGACAUAAUACUACAUCACAAUAUACUGUAGAGAUUAUUCUACAAUCUUCAUAAGAAGCCCUUCAAAGAGGAAGUUGUCUCUGGAGAAGGAGCUAUAAAUAGCACAUGGGAAUUCGUCACUGAGCCGUAAAGGUAUCACAUUUUCUCACCUGCCCCUCACCCCAGUUGUCCGUUUCUUCAAGCAGACAGCAAGUAGAAGAUAAGUCACUGGUACAGGAGGAAGAAAACACUCUCUACAGUGAUUCUCAGUGAAAAGAAAAACAAUGUUUUGACCCAGUUGCAUGAUUUAGCAUACAAUCUCUUAUUCAUCUUGAGAGCAUGUGUUCUUCUCCUGUGCUCAAAUAAACAAACAAACAAACAAACGUGGGGCAAAUAUCUAAUAACAUACAAGAGUUAUAUAAGGGUUGUACAUGUCUAUAGUAUUUAUUUACCUGUUCAUCUGUAAAUAUGAUAGAGUAUUGCAACGAGAAACUGAAUCUAUGUUUCAUGAACCUACUAUGCAGUUGUAGCUGUCUCUAGCCGAUCCUACUGAGCCGUCUGAAAUGCUUCUCUAUAGGUUGUUCAUUUGAGAUGAGAAAACAGUGGUUUUACCUAUCAUCACCAUCUGCAUCUCAAUAAAUGGAAUUUGAAUUGCCAAUGGUUGGUUUUGUCACACAGUGCUUGAGAUGGUGGGCCCUGCAAGUACAAUAUCUGGUGAUGCAACAAUGCAAUAAAAGGCUGUGUAGAGGAAUAAAUAAAACAUGUAUCAAAUGUA
Molecule: messenger RNA, 5219 nt
Organism: Salmo salar (Atlantic salmon)
Lineage: Eukaryota; Metazoa; Chordata; Actinopteri; Salmoniformes; Salmonidae
Source: RefSeq, a predicted model, not a curated record